Messenger RNA from Marchantia polymorpha subsp. ruderalis, 1609 nucleotides. The record is from the annotation of a GenBank genome assembly. Lineage: Eukaryota; Viridiplantae; Streptophyta; Marchantiopsida; Marchantiales; Marchantiaceae.
UCCCUCACACCUUCCCCCGGCCCCGGACGAGCUCAGGCUGGACCGGCAACCUGCUGCUGCUGCUGCUGCUCCUCUGCCCCUGCCGUGCCCUGCGCUGCGCUGCUCGCCUGCGCCAUCCGGGUUGAGUUUUCUCCAACCCUGGGCUUGUCUCGUCUCAAUCUCUCCCUCGCCAGGAGCAGGACGAGGACGACGAGGUCUCGACUGUCGGUCUGAGCUGAGAUCCCAUCUCUCCUCGAUACUGGACUCGAGCUCGAAACAGAAAGGUUCACGUCCCGUGGUAGGAUUGCGCUGCUCGCGGAGGGUCGAUCGAUCGAUCGACGCAGAGGAAACAGGACAAGGGGAGACGCGAAGAUGGAUCGCUCGGUGAUUUCGGGUAGGAAGAUCGCGGCGGUCCAGGCAGUGGCGCUGGUGGCAUUGGCAGUGUGUCUCGUGAAUCAGGUGGCGGCGGAGGCCCGAUCGCUGGCCCAGGUGACGGAGGGCGAGCCCAUCGCGUGGGUGCCGUCGGGGGCCAAAUUCCUGGUGCCCGAGCCGCCGUUGAUUCUGACAUACCACAACGGGCCCAUCCUGGCCGGGGUGGGCAAGGUGCCCGUGUAUGUGAUCUGGUAUGGGAAUUUCAGCGAGCCGCAGAAGAUGAUGGUGCGGGAUUUCUUCUCGUCGACGGGGGACGCGAAUUGCCCAGCUCCGAGCGUGAACUCGUGGUGGAAGAUGACGGGCGGCUACAAGAAUUUGGAGGGCGUCUCGGUGCCGCAGGCCGUGACGUUGGAGGCGGAGAUUUGCGACUUCGGGUGCAGUCACGGCAAGACGCUCUCGUCGGCCGAUAUCGAGACGAUCGUCGUGAAUUCCUUGAGCACCUUCCCCAGCGACGCCAACGCGCUGUACAUGAUCUUCACGUCGCACGACGUGGUGGUCGCCGACUUCUGCACCAGCCAGUGCGGCUCGCACUACGCGACGCCGGCGCUGAACGCCACCGGCGGCAAGCAGCUGCCCUACGCCUGGGUCGGAAACCCGGAGUCGCAGUGCGCCGGCAAGUGUGCCUGGCCCUUCGCCAAGCCGGAGUACGGGCCCGCCGACACUCCCCUCUUGCCGCCGAACGGCGACAUCGGAAUGGACGGCAUGAUCAUCAACAUUGCGGCCAUCAUGGCCGGGACUGUCACCAACCCCUUCAACAGCGGAUUCUAUCAGGGUGAUGGCGCUGCCCCUCUCGAAGCAGCCACAGCUUGCACAGGAAUGUUCGGAGCCGGGGCUUACUCUGGCUAUGCGGGCCAGCUUCUGCACGACGAGGUCACAGGCGAUAGUUACAAUGCCAAGGGGAUCAACAACCGCAAGUUCCUGCUCCCUGCUCUCUGGGAUCCUGUUUCCCUCAAUUGUACACCUCCCCCCUCCUCGUAAUUGGUGCGGCCGCGACGGACGAGCAGUGGAUUCAGCUCAGAGCUCAGUGUUGUACAUAGCGCACAGUAGAAUGUAGAAACUAGAUCCUGCGAGAUGAUGUUCCUCUCGAAACAUAACAGGCAUCCUCGGAUCACAAUUUUGUACUGCGGGUCCACAUUGGAUCAGUGAAACUACCGAAAUACAAUUGGAUUGGUUCAUUUGACGAACCAUUCUUCUAGCU